CUCUCGGCACUCGGCAGGUAGAUUUCUCGUCCAUUCGCAGCAAUGGAAGGGUCGUCGGUGGAGGUGCCACCGUACUUCCUGUGCCCUAUCUCGCUAGAGAUCAUGCGAGACCCAGUCACCCUCGCCACCGGCAUCACCUACGACCGCACCAGCAUCGAGCGCUGGCUCUUCGACGCCGCCCACCACGCCACCUGCCCCGUCACGCAGCGCAAGCUCGCGCCGGAGGACCGCGACACCACGCCCAACCACACCCUCCGCCGCCUCAUCCAGGCCUGGUGCGCCCUGCACGAGGUCGAGCGCUUCCCCACCCCGCGCGCCCCCGUCGACGCCUGCCGCGUCGCCACGCUCGUCGACGAGGCACGCGGUGCGAGCCGGCGCCAGGAGCUGGCCGCGCUCAGGGAGAUCAAGGCCAUCGCCGCCGAGAGCGACCGCAACAAGCGCUGCGUCGAAGCCACGCCUGGCGCCGUCGACUUCCUCGUCUCCGUCGUCAGGCACCACUGCACCACAAGCUCCGACUCCAGGUCGGCUGAAGACCUAUUCGAACUAACGCUGGAUUCACCGACGUCCACGAGCCCGCCGGAGGAGGACGCCCUGAGCGUCAUCUACUCGCUCAACCCCUCCAAGAAGAGCCUGCUUCGGAUCCUAGAGAGAAAUAACGGCGCUUUCCUGGACACCCUCCUGCACGUGCUGCAGCGCCCGAGUUACCGGUCACGAACGUACGCCGUCCUGCUGCUCAAGGCGAUGGUGUCGGUGAUGGAGCCGGCGCGACUGAUGGCGGUGCGACCCGACGUGGUCCAGGAGGUGGUGCGCGUCGUGUCCGACAGGGUGUCCGCCAAGGCGGUGAAGGCGGCGCUGCACGUGCUGUGCCGGCUGUGCCCCUGGGGCAGGAACCGCGUCAAGGCUGUGGAGGCCGGCGCGAUGACCGUGCUCGUGGAGUUGCUCCUCGACGAGGGCAGCCGGCACUCGGCCGAGCUGGCGGUGGUGGCUAUCGACCACCUCUGCGGCUGCGCGGAGGGACGGUCGGAGCUCGUGGCGCAUCCGGCCGGGCUGGCCGUGGUCUCCAAGAAGGCUAUGAGGGUGUCGCUGGCCACCACCGAGAGCGCGGUGCGCGCUCUCCACGCCGUGGCCAAGCACUCCCCGACGCCGGCCGUGCUUCAGGAGAUGCUGGCCGUAGGGGUGGUGGCGAAGCUUCUGCUUCUUCUGCAGGUAGACUCCGGCGAGCGGGCAAGGGCCAAGGCCAAGGAGCUGCUCACGAUGCACGCUAGGGUUUGGAAGAACUCGCCGUGCCUGCAGGCGCACUUGAAGGCGCAUUACCCUUCCUGAUGAUUUGCUCACACCGAGAUCAUAUCUACGACGAGCAAAUUGCUCUCUUUAACUUGGUCGUUGUAAUUAUCUGCACAACGUGUCAUCCCACAU
Molecule: messenger RNA, 1416 nt
Organism: Lolium rigidum
Lineage: Eukaryota; Viridiplantae; Streptophyta; Magnoliopsida; Poales; Poaceae
Product: E3 ubiquitin-protein ligase PUB23
Exons: 1
Coding region: 43-1323 (426 amino acids)
Biological process (GO): protein ubiquitination
Molecular function (GO): ubiquitin protein ligase activity
Source: RefSeq, a predicted model, not a curated record